This is a messenger RNA of Nerophis lumbriciformis (worm pipefish), 2143 nucleotides long. RefSeq names its product chloride intracellular channel 3 (gene clic3). NCBI's taxonomy places the organism in Eukaryota, Metazoa, Chordata, Actinopteri, Syngnathiformes, Syngnathidae. The record is from RefSeq and is a predicted model, not a curated record.
UAGGAUUCUGGGUAUUUGUUCUAUAUUUGCAAUAUAUUUAGAACAGUAAAUAUUUAGUACAGUAAAUCUAUUUAUAUCUGCACCUUAUUGCUCUUUUAUGCUGCACUACAACGAGCUAAUGCAACAAAAUUGUGUUCUUAUCUGUACUGUAAAGUUGAAAUUGGAAUGACAAUAAAGGAAGUCUAAGUCUAAGAUGGAGCAUAAUGACCCGAGCUAGUUCCUGGUUCAUAGAGAAUGAUAACAUAAGAUGUUUCCUGGUUGGUGGAAGAUGGUGACCUGGGCUACUUUCUGGUUCAUAGAGGAUGUUAGACAACAAUGUACCAUUUGUUUAUUUUCAGAUAGCAAAUGUCCUACGUGACUCAAAUCUGAUCGAGAGCGAGAAAAUCAUGUUGCGGCACAUUCACGUUACUUUUGUUCUCCUGCUCUGACCCACAAUCUCCAACAAAAGCAUGACGAUCAGGGAUUUGCAUUUGUGUGUGUGUUUUUAGUUAGCAGGCUACUUUUGCAAAGUCCCUACGGUAUGUCGAAGUUUUGACACAUAUGCAGAGGUUGUUUUUAUUUUUAAGAAAGAAAAUGCUGGAAGGCCCACAAGGAGCGAUCCAGACUGACUGGUCGGACUGGUAAGGCUGGGAGGGGGAGUGGCUGGCCAGGUGCGGUGCAACACCCUCCAAAUACCUGCAGAGGACCGACCGAGGACUGUUGACGGGGAAGUACGGCCGGAACAUCACAUUUCAAUCAAGUGGAGUACAAAUUCAAGGAGCCGUGCUGAGAGUGACUUCCACUCAACAACAGAAGAAUUCGGCAUGCAGAGGGGACAGAUGGAGCUCAAAAGGGAGGCGGACGUCCCCAAGAUUGAACUCUUUGUCAAGGCCAGCAGCGACGCUGAGAGCGUAGGAAAUUGUCCUUUCUGCCAGAGACUCUUCAUGAUCCUCUGGUUGAAGGGAGCCAAGUUCAAGCUCACCACCGUGGACAUGAAGCGAGCGCCGGACGUGCUGAAGGACUUGGCUCCGGGCUCUCAGCCUCCGUUCCUGCUCUUCAACGACGAAGUCAAGACGGACACCAACAAGAUCGAGGAGUUCCUGGAGGAGAAGUUGGCGCCUCCCAAGUACGCCAAACUGGGCUGUCGCUACAAGGAGUCCACCUGCAUCGGAGAGGACAUCUUCCGCAAGUUCUCGGCGUACAUCAAGAACGCCAACCCGGGAUUGAACAACAUGCUGGAAAAGAAAUUCCUGUCCACCCUGGUGAAACUCAACAUGUACUUUGAGACGCCGCUCCCUCACGAGCUGGACCGGAACCCCAACGUCACAGAGUCCCGUCGUCCCUACCUGGACGGGGACACGCUCACCUUGGCGGACUGCAACCUGCUUCCCAAACUCAACAUCAUCAAGGUGGUGUGUAAGGAGUACCGCAACCUGGACAUCCCUGCGGAGCUGAAGGGCCUCAAACGUUACCUGGACAACGCCUACAGUAAAGACGAGUUUCGCUUCAGCUGCCCAAAAGACGAAGAGAUCCUCAUCGCGUACGAGUCCGUGGCAAAGUAUUUGAAACCCAAAUAGAUGCACGGACAAAUAUUUGAGGUGUACAGACACGUGGUGAAGUAUCUUAGAUUUGUGUUUACUGCAUUGACUUGCUGGAUCAUGUGCUUUUGUUUCUGCGGAUUCUUAUUCAAUCCUUUCAAAGAAUAUUCACGUCCAGUGCCUCUGUGCAUUAUGUAUUAUUAUUAUUAUUAUUAUUAUUGUUAUGUUUUUUGUAUGCGUCGACUUGAUAUAAGCUGCAAUGAAGGAAUAACAUGUGUCUGGAAGUCUCAUUUUCUUCGUAACAUCAGUAUGUGCUCAUGGUUUCCCUGCAUAUGUUUAUGUUUAUGUACAAAUAGAAGAGACAGUAAUACCUCUUAGUCGGAAAAUAGCCUCUCUUAGUUGUCUGGCAGAGUAAGUGGAACAAAUACUUUGUAUUCCUGCAUGUAUAUUUACCUUAUAACAUUAAUAAAAAUGAAAUGCCAAAAAACCCUGGAUUGACUUUUACGAAUAGAAGUAAUAUUCAAAUGUUCCAAUUUUGCGAUGAGGCAAAUAUUUUCCCUCAUGGCUUCAAAAAAGCUAGCAAGAGAAAUAAUUCACCAUUAUUUUGUGUAUAUAUUACUUAUGUG